AUGCCUACCUUCAGAGCAGUUCGGCACUUUGUUGGCGCAGUCUUCACCUUCCUCGCCGUUCUCUGCGUACUCAACAGGGCUUGCCUAGAAUCGUACAGCUGCUUGUACGAUCUGUACCAACAUAAGACGGGUAUUUUCGCACGCAUGGCAUACCUGUUCAACUCCUAUAUCCGCAUGAGCGGCUUUACGGAGACCGCAUGGGCUCACUUCACCAAUAAGCACUACCUCAGCGUACCAGUCUGGGUUCUGUCAAGCAUCUGGCUCUCGUGGAGGGCGAUGGCUCCGUAUCGACCAUGCCGCCUCUGUCUACACACCUCGCGUAUGGUCGUCCACGCCGCCUCGAAACUCAUCGAAGGCAGCGCCGCAUGUGGAAGUCGUAUGGACGAUUGGAUCACUCAACAAAUCGACAACUUCUGCAUCAACAUGUGCGCCAAAGCCUGGAACGCCCUCAACGCCACCAACGAUUUCCAUGACGACGACGAGGAAAACCAUUCCCGACAGACAUCCAAAACCCUGAAGCGAUACAAGCGCCAGAUCAGGCGAAAGCUAGCCGCCCAUGCACGCAGUCACGCGCUGCGCAAUUUCCGUGCAUUGUCUACGGCUCGUCCGAUGGCGACCGUGGCAGAGGCUCCAGACGACCACGAAGACCUUGGGGAUUCGAGAUUACGGCGCGAAAACGAGGCUUUUGGAAGCUGGAUUGAGAGUCGAUUCGUGAACAGAAUGGCUCAGAUAGGAAUGAGCGGUGACGAGGCUCUCAGAUGGUGGCGCAGGGAUUACGGGCUCAGAAAGGGAUUAUUCAUGAAGGAGUGGGAGAAUCAGACAGUGGGGCAGUAUGUUUUGGAAAUGAGCAGUUGA
Messenger RNA from Cyphellophora attinorum, 855 nucleotides. RefSeq lists its product as uncharacterized. NCBI's taxonomy places the organism in Eukaryota, Fungi, Ascomycota, Eurotiomycetes, Chaetothyriales, Cyphellophoraceae. Bases 1 to 855 code for a protein of 284 amino acids. The transcript has a single exon. The record is from RefSeq and is a predicted model, not a curated record.